Cylicostephanus goldi is the source of this 270-nucleotide messenger RNA. NCBI's taxonomy places the organism in Eukaryota, Metazoa, Nematoda, Chromadorea, Rhabditida, Strongylidae. The record is from the annotation of a GenBank genome assembly.
UUGCAGUCCACGGAGGGGUACGGAUACUUGUCGCUUAUAAAGACCGCAGAGACGUACGUCGCCCUUACAGAGCUCAGCUCAUCAUCGCAUCUAAAGGUGGACGGCACCACGACGAGCUACCGGAGAUCCAGUUACCAUGUUGGUAUAGAAUACGAUAAAGCGGGGAAAAGGACAGAUACUUUCCACGUGAGCCCCAACUCACUCAAUGUACCAGUUAUUGAAAUUGCUGCUAUUGCUGACGGUGACGCCAUUGGCGAAAACAGUAUGUGA